AUGAAGUACGUCAUUAUCAUCCCCGACGGCGCCGCCGAUGAGGCGCAGGGGUCGCUCGGUGGUAAGACGCCGCUGGAGGCGGCUGCGACACCGCUCAUGGACGCGCUCGCGAAGCGGGGCGUUGUCGCGCGGGCUUGCCAUACGCCUAAGGCGCUGCCGGCGGGGAGUGAGAUUGGGAAUCUUUCGCUGCUAGGCUACGACCCGUUCGCGCACUUUACCGGCCGGGCGCCGAUGGAGGCGGCUGCGCAGGGGAUCGAGCUGGGCGAAGGUGAUUGGGCGGUUCGUUGCAACACGGUCACCGUCGAGGAUCAUGGCGACGGUCCGGUGAUGGUGGACUUCACGGCGGACCAUAUCACUUCGGAGGAGUCGGCGGCGCUGCUGAAGACGUUGCAGGACGAGGUCGCUAGCGAUCCGAAAUGGCGGGGCGCCUUGGAGUUCAUCCCGGGCGUUAGUUACCGCAACCUCUUGAUCUGGCGUGGCGACAAGCUGGCGGCGCCGUUCUCAAACGACACCCGCACUCAGGCGCCGCACGAUUGGACCGACUUGGUGAUCCACGACGCCCACCCGAAGGGCCCCGGCGGCGGGGUGCUGGUGGAUUUGAUGGAGGCUUCGGAGCGGAUUUUCGCUGACCAUCCCGUCAACAAGAAACGCGUCGCCGAGGGACACAAGCCGGCGACCAGCGUCUGGCUGUGGGGGCAGGGCGGGGCCCCCACAUUGCAGCCGUUCGCUGAGAAGUUCGGGCCCAAGGGGGCGAUGAUCACGGCGGUGGACCUGCUGCGCGGCAUCGCGGCGCUGGUGGGUUGGGACCGGAUCGAA
This is a messenger RNA of Symbiodinium sp. CCMP2456, 816 nucleotides long. Lineage: Eukaryota; Dinophyceae; Suessiales; Symbiodiniaceae. The record is from the annotation of a GenBank genome assembly.